CAGCGACGGGGAUCUCUAUCGCGAUGGGAGAGCAUCCCAUCACGACGGUCGGACCUCUAUCGCAGCGACGGGGAGCUCUAUCGCGACGGGAGAGCGUCCCAUCGCGACAGUCGGACCUCUAUCGCAACGACGGGGGCAUCGUGUCGUCCCGCAGGUGAUCCCGAAGCGGACGAACCGCCCCGGAAUCAGCACGACGGAUCGGGGUUUCCCCCGUUCUCGUUACCGGGGUCGCGGCGGAGGCGGCGGUUACGGGGCGAGCCGAGCGCGAUUCUACAGCGGCUACAGUCGGCCCCGGGGGAGGGCCUACAGGGGCCGAGCCAGAGCCACCUCCUGGUACUCCCCAUACUGAAGGCCGUCAGCGCCCCACAAGUGUGGGGCAGAGAAAAGGGACGGGAGGUGGGGGAGGGGAGGAGGAGGAGGAGGAGGAGGAGGAGGAGGGGGCGGGGCCAUCCCUUGACCCCGCCCCCCUCCCGCUCAAGCCCCGCCCCCUUCCCCGUGAGUCUCCUUUGUCUUUCAGGUGGCGGAGCCGCAGCCAAUGGGACGACGCCGUUGGGGGCCGAGGGGCGGGGCCAAGCAAUGAGGGGGCGGGGCAGAACAACAACAAGAAAAAAAAAAUAUGACUAUUUGGGGGCGUGGCUUGUUGGGAGGGGGCGGGACUUCCGGUCCGGGGGUGUGGUCACAGGAAGUGGAGGAGGAGGAGGAGGAGGAGGAGGAGGAAGAGGAGGGGGAGGGGAAAUAAAGGCCCCCGGGGGGAACCGGAAGUGUCGUGUGAGUCUUCAUGUGGGGGGGCUACGACCCAUAAGUGUGGGGCUGGACCCAUAAGUGUGGGUCAGACCCAUAAGU
Phasianus colchicus (ring-necked pheasant) is the source of this 843-nucleotide messenger RNA. Lineage: Eukaryota; Metazoa; Chordata; Aves; Galliformes; Phasianidae. The record is from RefSeq and is a predicted model, not a curated record.